This is a messenger RNA of Volvox carteri f. nagariensis, 2142 nucleotides long. RefSeq lists its product as uncharacterized. Gene Ontology annotation, cellular component: cytoskeleton. The transcript has 10 exons. The record is from RefSeq and is a predicted model, not a curated record. NCBI's taxonomy places the organism in Eukaryota, Viridiplantae, Chlorophyta, Chlorophyceae, Chlamydomonadales, Volvocaceae. The coding region runs from base 1 to 1950 and encodes 649 amino acids.
AUGGAGUUUACUGAAGGUGCCUACCUACCCGCGGAGCUGGAAGCGCCAGCGUUUGGUGUGCCUGACGACCAGAGCGUGCAAGAGGCCGUUGAGCGAAUUGAGCCGUUCCUCAAGGGCCAAGGUUACCUUCCAAUUGGAGGACGUCUCAGGGUGCACAACGCAACAGCCGAGGAAGCUUAUCAAGUCCUUGACCUUAUCUUUCGACUGGCAAGCCAGCAGCAGCUUGAUGAUAGGUCCCGUGAGCAACUCCGAGACCAAGCGGACAAGGACCGCGUGGCGCUCGCCCACGCCCAAAAGAAGAAUGAGUCACUGGAGGAGGGUAACAGAAAGUUGAUGGCGCAAGUGAAAGAAUUAGAGAGCAAGCUCCUGGCCGCCAAGCACAAGGCUGAUGAGCAAGAGCGUGAGCUAAAGCAAAAGCUCCAAUCGACAACUGCCAGGCUGAAUGGGUACCUCUACGGCGGACGGGACGCUGGAAAGCGCACCGUUGCUGGCGCCGGUUGUGGUGGCGGUGCCAACUCAUCCGCUGGUGUGGCACUGCGCAAAAUGACCCCUGCCUAUGACAGGUUCCUUGACGACCCAGCGGAAGCAGCCGCUGCCUCUCAGAAGCUAGAAGCGGAGCUUUCGCAGCUGAAACAGCAAAAUACGCGUCUUAAAAAGCAGCUGGCGGCAGCACGUGAACAGCUCGGUUCCAGCCCGCGAGCAGUGGGUUCUGGAGAUUCUCCGCUGCGCGAUGGCCAGCGGGGCGACCAGUUGGCGACGGUACCUGAGGCGAUGCGGAGUUCGCUCUCGGACUUCCGCAGCGCAAGCCUGAGUUCGGCUUCAAACGAGGUGGUGCGGCUCCAAAGGCUGGUCCGCGAGCUACAGAUGACCGUGGAACAACAGCAGCGGCAGCUUGACAAGGCUACUGGAGAUCGGUCAGAGCUGCACAAGACGCUGAGCUCCUUGCGAAGCAAAUGCGCGACUCUGGAGGUGGAGCGAAAAAACGCGGAAGAUCGAUUCCUUCGGGCUCAACGUGCCACGGCAGCACUCCUUGAGCCGGAGGCCCAGAGUACAGAACUGCGCGGUAAACUAGCAGUCGCCGAGCGGGACCUCCACGAAGCCAAUUGCAGGGCUGAUUUGCUUCAGCAGCGCCUCGUUGCCGCUGAGGUUGAACUUGAGUCCAACCAACGCCACAUGGGGGUCCUUAAGCGAGCCAUUCGAGCACUACCCAAGGGCCAACAGGCGCUUGACCAGUUGGGCCAGCUUUUGGCCGAGGAACUAGAACCGCUUCGUGCUCAGCUGCGAAGCGCAAAAUUGGAGCUUGAAGUGGCACGAUCACAGGCCGUUUUAACAGUACGGACUGAUGAGCCGUCCUGUGCCGGCGGUACAGAAGGCCAGGACCCGCCCUCAUCCAGGGGCCAAUCAGCCAGGUGGAGUGCAGAGGGGCUUCCGCUAUCCCCUGCACUGCCCCUUCCGGCAUCGCCACCAGCCCGUUUUGAUGGUUUCAGGACUAGGCCGGGCCUGACGGCAGACAGCCCGCAGCUGAUGAUGCAACCGCCGCCGAUCCACGCCUUCUAUAACCGGGCUUACUCCUCCACGAUGCCGUCGGAACGGUUGUUGAUAAGCGCAUCGCCACUUGAAGGUCCUCUGGACGUUCAACCGUCACGAGUGCCAGGCGAGCAACCAGGCUUUGGAGACCCAAGCUCCGGGGGAAUGCAGCAGGGUGGUACAGGCAGCUGCAGCGGUGCUGCCGGUAGCGGAGCUGUUAUGCGGCGAAGCAUGUCUGCUGGUGUGGCACACCGCGUUGGCGAUGCAUACACGUCAGCCGAGCGGCAGCGCGCCCGCUGGCAGGUACACAACACACAGGCACGGCAACGCUUCCCGAGCCCCAUUGAUAUUAUCAUGGAGCAGGCGCGGAACCCCACGACGGCGGACGCAACCAUAUCUAUUGUCGCUUCGCCGAUUCCGUAGGCGCGUGGGGGAACAUCUUCACAGGGUUCAUCUCCCUGACUUGUUCUGUAAGAAAUUUUGUUUGAUGUUCUGGAAUUUCACAGUCACGUGUGUCCUCGCUUUGAUGGUGGAGGGACUGUCGAUUAUGCUGAUACGUCGCGCAUACGUAGCUAACGGAUAUUAUUAACGGAUAUUAUUUGUAAGCAAACGAUG